Molecule: messenger RNA, 849 nt
Organism: Trichoderma gamsii
Lineage: Eukaryota; Fungi; Ascomycota; Sordariomycetes; Hypocreales; Hypocreaceae
Exons: 2
Coding region: 1-849 (282 amino acids)
Source: RefSeq, a predicted model, not a curated record
AUGUCUCACAGGUCGCAAAGAAAAGGAAGCAGGCAGCAAAAGCAACAAAAGCUGCAGUUGCAGGAGCAUCUGCCACGGCAACGAGUACAACGCCGGCGACGAGAACAGCGAGACCAACGGCAAUGGCAAGAACGGCGAGCAGAACGAGGACGACGAGAAGAACGGCGAGAAGAACAGCGAGAAGAACGAGAAAGAGAAAGGAGCCGCGAGGCUGUUCAGGAGACUAUUGACAACAUGUACAAGGAAAAUCAAACUGACUUGCCACAACCGUUCCGCCAGGAGCCUCAAGUAGAGCGCUUUCCGGAGCCUCACAGAGAGCAAUUGUCAGAGCCUCCCAGAGAGCAAUUGCCAGAGCCUCAAGUAGAGCACAUUCAAGAGCCUCGGGUACAGCGCUUACCUCCCCUGAGCAACUUCAAAUUUUGGGUUUGGCUUUUGUCGUUGGGAUUCUGUCUCGGAUAUUGGAUCGGACGGGCGGUCGCACGGAGAGCACCGAGGGCCACUGAGGCUUUCCAUCUGGCCAUUAGAGUCUUUGCACUUGAGGUUGGGCGUUUUGCGUUCAGCUCUCUCAAUCAACUGGCGAGGUCCUUGGCUCAUGUUGUGAGCACGUAUGGGGGAUUCUGGGAGUUCGUGGUCCUGCUGGUGAUGCUGACCAUGUACCUCGCGAGAGAAGAGCCAGCUGGUGAUAAUCCCCACAGAGACGGAAACGUCGCUGACGAGUCUAGCGACGAUGAGUUCUACUCGCUAGAUGGUGUCUGGACCAACGGGAACACUCCUGAGGAACCAUGGGUACUGGAACCGGAUUCAGAUUCAGAUUCAAUAUCAGAGGACGUUGUUGCUAGAGACGCGUGA